Argiope bruennichi is the source of this 6788-nucleotide messenger RNA. RefSeq names its product rab-like protein 2A. Gene Ontology annotation, molecular function: GTPase activity; GTP binding. NCBI's taxonomy places the organism in Eukaryota, Metazoa, Arthropoda, Arachnida, Araneae, Araneidae. The record is from RefSeq and is a predicted model, not a curated record. The transcript has 9 exons. Gene Ontology annotation, cellular component: endosome; Golgi apparatus. The coding region runs from base 105 to 830 and encodes 241 amino acids.
AACGAAUCUUACAAUAGCAUUCAGGUGUUGUGAUUGUUUGUUACGGAUACGAGCUAUAUUUUCUAGUGGAUGAAAACAAAUAACUGUUCAUAAUUGUUUAUAUCAUGGCCGAUGAAAAAGAUAUGAAUGACAAGAAAUCUAAUUCGCUGAGUGAAGUUGAUUAUAAUUCUGUUGAUGAAGAUGGAAGCCUUAGAAUAAAAAUUAUAUGUCUUGGUGACAGUGCGGUUGGAAAAUCGAAGUUGGUAGAAAGAUUUCUCUUGGAUGGAUACAAACCACAUUCACUUUCAACAUAUGCUCUUACGAUGUUUCGUCAUAAAACUAAAGUUGAUGAUGAAAAUGUGCUAGUAGAUAUCUGGGAUACAGCUGGACAGGAGAAGUUUAACAACUUGCAUCCUUCUUACUACCAUGAUGCUCAUGCUUGUAUUAUGGUUUUUGAUAGCACUAGAAAACCUACUUACAAGAGUCUUACAAGAUGGUACACUGAAUUAAGAGAAUACCGACCAGAGAUACCAUGCCUUUGUGCUGCAAAUAAAAUUGAUGCUAAUCCAACUGUAACGAAAAAGUCAUUUCAUCUGCCCCAAAAAUUAAAAAUGCCUUUAUAUUUUGUCUCUGCAUCAGAUGGGACUAACGUUGUCAAACUCUUCAAUGACGCCAUAAGGAAUGCAGUUUUAUACAAAAAGAAUCCUACAGAUUUCUUUGAUAAAGUUAUGCAAGAACUUGAAGCUCUUGAUACUGGAGAUGAAUGUUUUGAUUCAACAAGUAACUAUUUCGAUUCUUGUUCCGAUUCCGUAGAAUUUUCUAGUGUGACAGUUUCUGACAACAGCAAUUAAAUUUUGUGGUUCAGUCUUUUAAAAACUUGUGCCUUUCCAUCACAAAUUGUGAUAGAUAAACUGUGAUUUUUGUCGUAGAAUCGUUUUCUGUUAACUUAUUGACUAUUGUGUGGUAACAUAUAUAAUUAAAAGUACUAUCUAGUUUGAUAAUCAUCCCAGGAUAUUAAGUUACAAUUGUGUGAUUUCUGAGUGUUAAUGAAAUAUUUAGAAUAUUUGCUUUGUAUUCUCAUCACCUGUUCAUGUAAUUUUUGCUGAUUAGUAAUUAAUAACUGAGAUCAUUUUUUAAAAUUUUAUAACUUAUUUUUCAUGAAAAAAAUGCUUUUGCAGCAAUCUUUCUGCUUCUAAAUUACAUCUACUGUAUUGUUUUAGCAUUUAAUAUUUGUAUUAUAUUGUGCUGAUGUUUUUGAACAUGCAUAACAUAAUUCCUAAAGCUGUAUAUAUUUUGGCAUAUGCACCAUUUCAAAUAUAUUUAAAAGAAAAUUUACCAGUUCGUUUCAGUGUACAGUUUCAAUUUUUAUCAUCUAUUUUUUUAAUGGUUUGUGCUCUUCUACAGCACGGUAGUUUAUUGUUAUUUACAAUUUUUAGUUUUGCCGAUAUUUAAACAUGUGUUCGAUGUUUAUCAUACUGUUUGCAAUUAUCUGAAACAUGUAGCUAAUUGUAGUAUGCCAUUAAUAUUUUAAGGAUCGAAUGAAUUAAGCUGAAAUGGGAAGAUUUUUUUUUUUUUUUUGAAUUUAUGGAAACUGUAUAUUGGAAUGCUGUUUAUAAUAUUUAUUGAUAUAUGUGCAUCUUUUGAACUGAAAUUAUAUUUAGCAUAUGGAAAAUUUCCUAUUACUUUUUUAAUUUAUUCGCCAUUUUAACAAAAUAUAUAUUAUAUAUACAGGAUAUGUUAGGAAUCGCGGAAAAUCAUUUUUCUUUCCUUUGAUAGAUUUUUAAAUUUUAUAUUCGUUUAGAUAUUCAAUUUUUCUGCAUGUUACGUUUGAAUAUAUAUUAUCUUUAACAAAAAGAAAUUUCAGCAUGAAUAUCAUUGAGAGAUGUUUUUAAAAAAAUGUAGAGAUGCUAUUCGGUACAAGAAAGUUGCAAUUUUUUUUACUUGUCUUGUUUUCCUAUAAAGGUCAUUUUGUAAAGGAGUGGGAGGUGGGGAAUUUCUUUGUGAAGAAUAUCAAAUAUCUUGGAUGUUUGUUGAGUUAGAAAUAAUUUUCUAUUUAUUAUUCCUGAAAUAACUUUAUAGUAAAAGUGUACAAUUAAUCAUAAAUUAUUUCUAUUUAUUUCAUAUAUAAAUGUAUAAGCUAGUCAUAUCAUGUUAUUCAAGUAAUUUUUUUCAUGCACAAAAUCAUAUAUAUCGUCUAUAUGUAUAUAGGAUUGUUUUUAAGUUUUCUGUUGUUAUCUGUCUAUAUUCUAAUAUAUUGACAUUUUGUUUAUACUUAUAUGAAGCAGUUAUUCAGAGUCCCCAUGGUCUUUAAAAACUCUUUGAAGUCUAUUUUCAGAAAAAAAUCUUUCUUUUUUUUUAAGUCUCGUUGAAAUGUUUCUCUUAUUUCUUGAGGGAGAACAACAACAACAACAAAAAACAGUUUGUGACAUGACCUGCCUUGAGAAUUUCACCGACAGGGAAGGGGUGUGGAUAUGAUACAUCUUUUGAUUGUCAAUCAUCAGUCUUUUUUUUUUCUUUCAUACUUUAACCCUUUAAAGGGCCAUUUUUUUCUAGUCAUAUUAUGUUAAAAUAUUUUUAGGCUUGAAAUUAGAAUAAGAAAAAGGAUUCGUUUAGCUUAUUAGAUAAGUUUAAUUUAAUUAAUUAAUUUGGUUAGUUAAUAAUUAAGUGAUAAACCAAGACACAUCAUUUUGUGUGAGAUAAAGAACCAAAGCAUCUAAGUUUCUGUCUUUCUAAAAAAAUUUGUCAGAACUUAUGCCAACCUACAUAAUUUCAUACAACGAUUGAUAAAUUUGGUGGGAAGCAUACUUCCCACAGCCUUAAAAAAGGUUAAUAGAAGGGGAAGACGAGUAGGAUCAUAACCACAAAUGAGAAAGAAUCUUCAAUAGGCUCAGCAGAAAUUUAUUGCCAUUUCACUAGUCAUUGUAUCUCUGAAUGCUUAUUAGAAAUAGUUUUCGAUUAUUUGAAAAUAUAUUUUUCGUAUAGCUCUUGUUAGAAAAUUUGUUCCAUUAAAUAUUUAUUCCCUGACAGCAAGGUUGCCAAAAACUUCUCUGGACCAGUAAAAGCUUUUGCUUAAUUUCGCUUUGUAUUGUUCCGAAUGUUAAGGAUGCUUUAUUUAAAUUUACUUAAAGAUUCGCCGUAGAAAGAGAGGAUUGCCUAAAUUUUUCAGAGAAUGGAAGUACUUUCGAAAAUUUUUUACAGAACUAGGUGUCUAAAGAAUGCAGUUGCUGCUAAACGAAAUAACGGAAUUGAGCGAAUUGAAAUUAUAUUUUAAGAUUGUAGAAAAUUACGAUCACCAACACUAAUUCAUCUAAGUUUUUUGCACAGAUUCAGUAAAGAUCUUAUCCUACCUGUCAAACUGAUAUUUAUCUUACCACUAACCAAAAUUAUUCAACUGUUUUUAGUAUUCAUUUUAGCAUUGAGAGACUAUCCACUUUUGCCGUUUUUGGUACUUGAUUUGAAAAAGAUGGUAAUUAACUAGUUCAAAAUUUUCUGUCCCAUGAAAAAUGUUUUCGAUGGCUUAAUAUCAUCGAAUACCAUUCACACUGAUUCGUGUUCGAUACGAGCAAAAUUAGUGCAGUGAGGGAAGAAUGCUGAAUAGUCUUAUUAAUCAGAAGAAAAAAUAUUCGAUAAAACAACUAAGAUAUUUGAAACAGAGGAUAUCGGGAUUUUGUUUAUAUAUACCUUUAUUCAUAGAGUUAUAAAUUCCUUUCGAUAACGUACUUUCCGGAAUGUUAGUCUAAAUUCAAGGAAAAUUGCCAAACAAGUUCUUUCCUAUUUUAACAAAAUGAAAACCAUACUUUCUGUUCUUGUUAAUUGCAGGUGAAUAUAAGAGGAUUGUGAUUCUAUUUUAAUAAAAUUUAACAUUUUUUUUUUUUUUUUAUGUGGCGUGCAGUUGAAUAGAUAUGAGGAAUCUGAAGUAUCCAAUAAUUGAAUUGAUAAGAUAGCCAAAAUGUUAACAGAAAUUGUUGAAAGUAAUGAAGAUUCUUUGAUACUACACCAAAUUUAAACGGUAGGUGAAAGUGGAUUUUCUUUAAAUAAAAAUAUUGAGGUUAGGAAGUUAAAUAAAGAAAAAUUUGCUGCAAAACAUUUGAUUUCAAAGGAAGUGAGAAUAUGAUAUGUGACAAAGCAUUUGCGUAGCACAAAAGAAGUUGAAUUAUAUGCAGAAACAUGCCGACUCUAAAUAUAUCAAAUCAUGUGAACGGGUGUAUAAACUAGUUGAAACAGCAGAGAAAAAUAGAAAAUUUCAAUGUAGAGCAAAAUUAAAUAGUUUUAGGAAUUAAGGCUUUAACUGAGCAACAUCAUAUGUAAAUUUAAAAUAUUUAAAUUGCACAUUGUUUCCAGUUCAUUUAUUUACAUGUAAAUAAAGGUUUGCUGAUUUGUAUCCAUAUCGCAUUUUCUUUUUGAGUCGACCCAGUGCUAGUUAAGGGUAAGAUUAGAGUUCCUUGUGGAAUUAUUAUUUUUUUAAAGAAUUUGGUUUCAGCUUAAGUUCUGAAUGUGUUUGUGCAUUGAGAUCCUAUGGUAAUUUGAGAGAAAUUAACACCUAAUAGUAAUCGUGCAGGGACUAACGAUAAAGGCGCUUGGAUUGCAAUCUUGAAACCCACUCUGAACUAAAAAUUUUGGCUUAUUAACUGCAAGAGCUUUUUAAUUCAACAUAUAGAAAUAAUAUGGGAAAAAAUGCUUAUUUUUAUAUUAUUAGUGACAAUAUUUCAUUUAAAUUUUCAUGUGUAAAGUAGAUAAUUUACUGUCCAUAAAUUUUCUAAAAUUCUUAUAAAAAAUUUAGAUCGGUCCCUGAAAAGCCCUUUACUUUUCUUUUUCAUGAAAUUGGGAACCCUAUUAUUUUUUAAAUUUUAAGUCAUAUUUAUAAUUAGCAACAGAAAUACUGUUAUUUUUCUAUUAAAAAAACAAGAUAUAUAUUCAAAUUUAUAAUUUUAUUUUACAAAAAUAUUUUUUUACUUUCCAGUUGGGCAAAUUGUAUUUUAGUGUGCUUUGAGUGUAACUCAUUAUUUGUGUACUUAAUAUUUCUUGUGUGAUAAAAAUCUGUUUUAUCAAAUUUCGCUACUUAUUUGCGUGUUAUAUUCAUGUUUCUAUGUAUAAUUCUGUUGAUACUAAUUGACUUAACUGUGUUGAAAAUGUUAUUCCUUCAAUGUGAGUCUUCUGAAUUAUUAUAUUCAAUGCUUUUUGUUUUUCUGCACUAUGAAAAAGUGUGAAAUAAAUUUUUAGUGCGGUUUUACAUUUUUCACUCCUUAUUACCUGAAUGUAUAGCGAUCAAGUAUCCUAUGAAUUAUUUACAAAUGUGUUAUUAAUUUAUAUUUUUAGCUAGUAACUUGAGUAUGGGCUAAUUUCUUAUCUUCAGGGUUAUUAAAUUAAUUAGGUUUCAAUUUCUUCAAUGUUGUUAGUUUUGUAGUUAAAAGUGAUAUUUUUUUAGGUAAAUCCGUCCAUAUAGUUGAAAUCUAAUAUUUUAUAUUUUGAAAUCUUAAUUUUUAUUAUUAUUAUUUUAGAUUUUGAUUUAUAUCCAGAUAUAUUACACUGCUCAACUCCGAUUUUGUUGUUAAUGAUAUUCCAAUGAUUUUAGAGUAAUUUUUCGAUGUUGAUUCUGAAUCUGGCAUUUUUGUAAGAUUGAUUCUAUUUUAAAUUAAAACUAAAAUCGUUUUGAAAUUGUCUAAAAUGUAAGCCAAUUGCAAAUUAAAUCAAUGCAAAAAAUCAGCUUAAUCCUAAAGAGUUUUCAAUAUAUAAAUCGGAAAAUAUGACAAUACAAAAAUCGCAUGAAAUUUGUGUCAAAUGUAAAUUAAAGAAUAAAAUUCAAAACACUAUUAAUAAGAGAAGUAAAUAAAUUACAUUAAAUCUAAUUAGAUCAAUAGUAGUGGCCCACUAAAAUAGUAAUUGUAUGCAAAAAAGUAUAUGAUGUUACAUUAAGUUCAAUGUGGUAGUAGUAAAUAGUAAUUGAAUUAAUAGUAUUGAUUCUUUUUAUACAGCACACUCAAUUCCACAUUUUUGAUAAUAUAUAUAUAUAUAUAUUUAAAAAAACAUAUUUAGCUCUCAAACAGUUAAAGAUCAUUUUGCUUUUUCCUGGAGAUCUCUAUAUGCCUACUAUCCCACGAGCAAAUGAAGACUAGGAGUUCUUCAUGAAACCGCUUUGUUGUCCCAUUAGGAACUUGAUCAACACAAAUAAACUUCUGAUGUUUCUAAUAACAGAGCUUCAGAGGAACCAUUUUAACAUUUUUUAUAUCCUUCUUGAAGUUUUACAUAAUGAGUUACUGGCAGGUAAGGACAGAGAUUGCCAUGAUGUAAUGAUAGAUUUCGAGUUUUUCAUCGAACUCUGUAAAAAAAACACCUCAUCUUCUAGUUCAUAUUCUAUUUCCAUAUGAAAAAAAAAAAAAAAAAACCCUUAGGAAUAUUAGUACAUUUUAGAGGCUCUGUAUCAUGAUUAGAGUUUGGAUUAAUUUUCUCUGAAAUAUGUAACUUAGACAUUUUCUACUGCAUUAUUAAAUAUUUAAACAAAUCAGUGAAAUAAAAUACAUUAUUAGCUCCAGACACCAUUUGUAAAUCUUGAGAAUAUCCAUUAUUUUUAAAACUACUUUCAAUUUGUUAAAAGCAAUGCCAGGUUUAAAAUAAUCAGCUUCAGAAUACCCUAAAAUCAUUAAAACUUCAUUGGCAACUGUUUUUUUUUUUUAUCUUUGCUAUUUUUUACUUAAAAACAGGCAAAAUGUUAAACAUGUUAUUUUAUUAAUAUAUAUAUAUAUAUGUAUGUUCUGAAGCUUAAAAUUAUUUUUAUGAAUCUAAGAAGUUACUGUGUCAUUUUACUGCUUAAC